CCGCGGGCAUCUUAUUAUCAACUACGCAGGUCUAAGUGCGCCUGACAGCGUAUCGCACGCCCCCUCCCCUUCCAUGGCUCUCCACUGCAGCAGCAGCAGCAGAAGAUACUCGUGCGAGUCCGCAGCUCAAACCCUAGAAUGGAUGAAAGCCAUUACAGAUUUCCUGACACCUUUCAAACCCCUUUUAAACGCCCACGUCGUCAAUUUCUUCAAGGAUCGGUUGUGGGAGUCGAUCGAUAGGGAAUGGAUGGAUUGUCUCCGGCGAGAACCCGUCGAGAAUCUUCUCAAGAUUCCAUCAGGAAUAGUUCAGGAAUCUUGGCCGGCUUCACUUAAGGAAUUUAUCUUCACCUCGAGAUCUCUAGUUCUUCCUAGAGAGCCAGGACAAUUGCAAACGAUAUUACCUGAUUUGCAUGUGGCAUCAAUUGGUAGCGUUUUGGCCCAAGGCAUGAACAUGAAGAAAAAGCAUGAAGUUGAAAUUUUAGCUGCAGUUGUCAAUACAAUUGCGAAUUGUGUGGGAGCUCGCACAGUACUUGAUGUUGGUGCUGGUCAGGGUUAUCUUGCGCAAGUGCUUUCAUUCGAAUAUCACUUUUCUGUAAUCGCAAUAGAUGCCUCUUCUCACCAUGGAACUAUUACAAGUGCGCGUUCUGAGAGAAUGAAGAAGCACUAUGCAGCUAAAAUCCAUAAAUCUCAAGCAGGAAACAAAGACUUGAAGGUGCCGCAGACAGUCACGUGCCAGGUUUUGUCAAGUGACACAUUGAAGACCUUGAGUGCCACUCUGUUAUGUAAAGCAAAUGUAGAACCCUCAAGGGAGGUUGGAAAAAGUACAGAAGCACCUAUUCUUGAAGGUUUUGAAGUAAAUGGGGGAAAACAAUCUUCCUCAUUCAAUGACCAGAGUAUUGAAUCUCCAUUGGUUCUUGCUGGGCUUCAUGCUUGUGGGGAUCUUUCAGCAACAAUGCUUAGAACAUUAUUGGAUUGCAAAGAAGUUAAAGCACUAGUUAGCAUUGGAUGCUGUUACAACUUGCUUUCUGAAGAAUGCUCUGAGAACACCACCUCCACAUGUGGAUUUCCAAUGAGUGAUGGUGCUAAAUUGCCUGGCUUCUCCCUUGGCAAAAAUGCACGUGAUCUUGCAUGUCAGAGUGCAGAGAGAUGGAGAAGCCUUACCAAGGACGCUGCUCUUCAAAAUUUUGAAGUACAUGCUUUUCGUGCUGCCUUUCAGAUGGUUAUCCUCAAAUACUAUCCAAAUGUUCUAAUAACAAGUCCAUCCAUUGGGCGGCAAGGGAAGGCAAUGCGUCGCCAGCAGUUAAGGAGGGUUCUGCAAUCACAGCUGUCUGUAGAAGAACAUUUUAACUCCCCUUCAGUUGCCAAACAUGAACACAGCGAGAAAGAUGCAGAUUUACCAAUUAUGAAGUCUAUAGAAGUUGGUGGCAUUCAAGUACAGCACAAAGAUUUUCCUAGUAAAGAUGAUAAAAUAAACACGUGUGCUCAAUCUGCUAAGAAGAUCCUUUAUUCUGGUACUGGAUGCGAGCAGACUCAAUCUUUCAGAGGAUCUGAUAAAUUUAUGCUUUUUGAAGAAUUCAGCAAGUCUGGAUUAUCUCGCCUUGGCCUCUCAUCUCCAUGUGCAAUUGAUCUUCUUGGGAUAUGGAAGGAUGCUCAGCCUUUCUCUCCAACCCCAAUUAGUUGGGAUAAGGUUUAUACAAUGACUACAAUGAUGAUAAUGAUAAUAAUAGUGGUGAUGAUGUUGAUGAUGUAUUUGUGUUUGUGCACGUGUAUGCAUGGGAGCUUGUUGGGCCGUAUUGGUCUCUUCGGGCUACUUUGGGGCCUGUUGUGGAAACUUUUCUUCUGCUUGAUAGGCUGUUGUUCCUUCAGGAGCGUCACACUUUGGUACCAGAAGUAACAAUACUCCCUCUAUUUGAUCCUACAUUGUCACCACGAAAUUUGGCUAUCAUCGCUCGGAAAUUUUGAUGAAGAUGCAAUCUCCUCGAAUAUGACAAGGAUAUAAAAGUUUCUAGUCCAUUCUGAUGGGACAUCAAAGGACCUACUCGGAUGUACAAGAGACGGAGAUGACCACCCACAUCAGCACAACUUUCUUUGUGGAUGAGAGACGAGUUCCAGAUGGGGUCCGCCGGGCCAUUUGAAGACCUCACAUACAUUGGACGUGUAUAAGGAAGACCCCACUUUGGGAUGAUGCAUGUAGGCUGCUUAGGAGACCAUUUUUGUCAUAUGAUUUCUAUUUCGUAUUGAUCCGACCAUUGAAUCUUGUCAAUCAAGCCAAUGGGCCACUACAUCUUUUUAGAUAUGGGCCCCUUGGCCUCCGAUCUUACUUCCUUUUUCUUUUUUUCUUUUUUUUUUGCUAUUUUUAGGAAUUAUUUGAUGAUUGAGAUUGAUAAUAAAUGUUUUAUUUUUCUUAUUUUGGAUGAUGGGCUACUUCACUUAAGUGAGUGGCAUAGUUGUAAUUAUGCUGAAUUUU
This is a messenger RNA of Magnolia sinica, 2467 nucleotides long. RefSeq lists its product as uncharacterized. The coding region runs from base 74 to 1894 and encodes 606 amino acids. The transcript has 14 exons. NCBI's taxonomy places the organism in Eukaryota, Viridiplantae, Streptophyta, Magnoliopsida, Magnoliales, Magnoliaceae. The record is from RefSeq and is a predicted model, not a curated record.